AUGGAUUGUUUUUCAUCGACCGGUGUUCAUAAACGAAUUUCUUCGUCUCCUCUUAACUCCAAUUUGAAUGUCAUGUUUUUCACAUUUUCCUAUGGUUUUGGAUAUGACCCAUCAACAGAAGACUACUUGGUGGUUCAAGCUGUUAAGAAGAUAUCAAAUGAUUGGGAAACCCACUUGGAGAUUUUCUCAUUGAGAGCUAAUACGUGGAAAGAAAUUGAGGGUACCCCCUUCCCUUACAUGAAUACCUCUGAUGUUCCAAGAAAUGGGUUGCUUUUCAACGGGGCUAUUCAUUGGUUGGCUUUUAACUAUGAUGAAACAGUGAAUGUUAUUGUUGUCUUUGAAUUAGUGGAAAGGAGCUUGUCAGAGAUACCCCUGCCAGAUGAUUUUCAUUUCGAAUUUGACUUUGAAUUUUGUGAUUUGUGCGUACUUGGAGGAUUUCUGUGUUUUUGGGUUCUAGGGGAAGUUACAACAGAUAUAUGGGCGAUGGAAGAUUACAAAGUGCAGUCUUGGACUAGGACUAUUAUUGGGUCUACUAAAGACAUUCCUACUAAAUACUUUUCCCCAAUAUGCUCUACAAAAAGUGGUGAUAUUUUUGGAAUAGACAACAGUGCACGAGACAGGUACUGA
This is a messenger RNA of Gastrolobium bilobum, 627 nucleotides long. Its product is annotated as F-box/kelch-repeat protein At3g06240-like. The record is from RefSeq and is a predicted model, not a curated record. The transcript has a single exon. Bases 1 to 627 code for a protein of 208 amino acids. NCBI's taxonomy places the organism in Eukaryota, Viridiplantae, Streptophyta, Magnoliopsida, Fabales, Fabaceae.